GCUCAGCCGACCUGAUGGAAACGGCUUGGGAUCGGGACACGGUCGCCGCGGGGUACGCCAGGGGCAAUUCCAUCAGGGAGUAUGCACGCCGUGAGCUCUUCAGGAUCACCAGUCGCCAGAAGGUCCAGGAGGCCAAUCGAGCGAGGCAGCACAAAGACCACGACAUCAACGAGCCGGAGUUGACGUGGAGUCCGAAGGCGAUCCUCCUGCAGAGGAGACACAGGGACGCGAAGUACCCCUUCAGGUGGAGCAAGUACUCCAUCGGGAGCGACCUGGAGCUGCCUCGGGGGUGCCGGUGCCUGGGGCGCCUGUCGAUUCCACGGCUUCACCUAGGGGGAACCGAGGAAGAGUUUCAGCGGGCCGUGUCUAGUGCCGCAGCCGAGGCGGUCCGCAGGAACCGAAUGUUAGACCUGGGCCCUCGGGCCCGACGGCUGCCCACCCGGGGGGAGGAUUUCGGCGGGAUCCCUUACGGUAGAGUUCAGCAGCAGAUUCAGGAACGAGAGGCUCCCCGGUCCCGGAGUCCCGAGCAACGAGACGGCCCUGGGGCCGAGACCUGGGUUCUCUAUGAGGACCUCGACGAGGAGAUCCCGGAUGCUCUAUGUCUGUUUCAGGAUCGCUGUGAGGACCCCGGCUCGUGGAACGAGCGAGCCGACUACGUCGAGAAGAGCCUUGAUUCUCAUCUGAAGGUCUGUGGGUGGAGUGGAGACUGGCAGACAUAUCUCAACGGGAACGCGGACAUGUUUGUGGAGGUUUUUCCUGGAGGCACGGCAUCUAUACUUGCGUCCCGGGUCAACAAUCCCACUGUAGGCGACGCCCUCGAGGCCAACAAGGCAGUGGGCAUGUUGCGAAGUACUGCCUCGAUUCCAAUAACGGUGUGGAGAUUCAAGAAGGGUCAGAUGAUCUUUGGCACGGCCUCAGAUGCGGGUGGAAUCGGUGCUGCCCGGCCAG
Messenger RNA from Prorocentrum cordatum, 948 nucleotides. The record is from the annotation of a GenBank genome assembly. Lineage: Eukaryota; Dinophyceae; Prorocentrales; Prorocentraceae.